AUGUCUUCAUUUUCACCUGUGAAUAAUAUUUCAUCGCCGCCAGACCGCGUCAUGGAGGAGGCGACAACAUCUUCCACACCUCGCCCUCACGCCAAGCCCGGCGCGGCGCCCCAAGAUACGACAUCGUCCAUGAUCGCUGCCCACGACGAGAGCACGCCUCGGAACAUAAAUAGCAUCGAAGACUCACAUCACCAUGCCGACUCCCAGGGGAGUGCAUCGCUGACCUCAGAGGAUGCUGUACACGGUGAGUCGGAUGAAGGAUCUGAACAUGAGGCGGAAAAUAAGGGUGGCGCUCCACCUUCGAAAAAGAAGAAGGGUCAACGAUUCUAUUGCACAGACUUCCCACCGUGUAAUCUGAGUUUUACAAGAAGUGAACAUCUCGCUCGACAUAUCCGCAAGCAUACCGGAGAACGUCCGUUUCAGUGUCACUGUUCACGUCGCUUUUCCCGUCUCGAUAAUCUGCGACAGCAUGCUCAGACGGUGCACGUCAACGAGGAAAUUCCUGGAGACUCUCUUGCAGCCACUGGAACACGAUUCCAGCGCCAGAUCCGGACAGACCGUGUACGACCCCAAGGUCGAGCUAGAGCAGGAACCGCGGGCAGUCAGGGAACCCAUAGCAGAGGUCACAGUCGAAACCUAUCUGCCUCGAGCAUUACCUCAACUGCGUCCACCUUCAGUCAGCCCCAGGAGCUUCGUCGCCGACCUCCACCCUUGAUGAUGGCGAAUGAUAGGGCGCGUCUGAUGGAGCCGAUGGACGCCCCUAGCACGCCACCUGCCCGCGGAAUACCCGGUCCAACAGCCGGCGGAUCUCCCUACACGCCGUCUCACCACAUCUUCUCAGCGGGCGGCAACGGCAGCCCGCACGUGGCUUCCCCCAUCUCUACGGCAUCACAGGCCUCGGGCUUCUGGGAAGGCAAAACUGCCGCCCGCCGUCUCUCCGUUCCUACGGGUGCGAACCCGUUCGCAUCGCAACACGUCAAUGCCUACCCGCCGAACUACGUUCCGACGCAAGCGUAUGCUCCUCAUGGAGGCGUCUAUGCGAGCCCUGUCAGCUCGUCCUACUCACUCUCCCGCGACGAAACAAACCACGGUGCUACCGACGCUGAUCUCCGGAGAAGAACUUGGCAUCCUUCGACUUGGUCUACGGUCCCUCGGCCUGCUACAAGCGGUCUUAGCAACUAUCAGACGCCAGAAGUGUUUAAGCCAUCUUUAGGCGCCAAUGGAUCAACAGAGCAGCCACCGCGGCUGCCUGGAAUUGAGAGCUUUGAUAAGGUGGUGGCUCAAAGGCCCUUGACACCGCCCGUUCGGCGGUCGAGUCCGAUGCAAAUCGACAACCCCAACAAACCUCCGAAUUAUAACCUUGCCGGGGGCUACAACUACAUACAGCCCGCUAAACGACCGGCACCGCCAAUCUCUGGCCCUGGUCACCGACGGGGCCAUGUCUCUUGGGACAUGUCAUUGCACACGAACCUCACUGGCCUGCACAUCAGAGACAAGCCUCCACAGCGGGACGCAUCGAACUGGAGCCAGCAGACCAUUGCAGAGAUUCACAAUGUGGGAUCUCGCCCCUCGUCUUCGUACCAACCACAGUUCCACGAUUACCGAGGACAUGGGCAUGCUCCUUCCUACAGCAAUGCUACCUCGAGCUCUCAGGCCACGCGAACUUCGCCUGAGGACUCCAGUAGCAGUGAAGGGGUACAUACUCCCUCAACGGCGUCCCUGGAAUACCAUCCCGCCAUUGUGCACAACAAUGGCUAUGUGGAGCCGCACCACCCCCCGUUUUCAUCCGAUACUUCUCAUGCAGCCUGUCCCCCGCUUCCCCCACAGACUGAUAGCUAUCACGGCAAACAUGAUCCACGGUCCGAAUUCCUACCCCACACCGCCCGAGAGCCUGGAAUGGGUCGGCUGGAGGCACUGGUUGCCGUUGCCACGAGUGAGAACAAAAGCGCAGCGAAGCUGUUCCUGUGA
This is a messenger RNA of Aspergillus neoniger CBS 115656, 1968 nucleotides long. Its product is annotated as C2H2-type zinc finger protein. The coding region runs from base 1 to 1968 and encodes 655 amino acids. Gene Ontology annotation, biological process: regulation of transcription by RNA polymerase II. The record is from RefSeq and is a predicted model, not a curated record. Gene Ontology annotation, molecular function: RNA polymerase II cis-regulatory region sequence-specific DNA binding; DNA-binding transcription factor activity, RNA polymerase II-specific. Lineage: Eukaryota; Fungi; Ascomycota; Eurotiomycetes; Eurotiales; Aspergillaceae. The transcript has 2 exons.